Messenger RNA from Sorex fumeus (smoky shrew), 1983 nucleotides. RefSeq names its product coiled-coil domain containing 154 (gene CCDC154). Gene Ontology annotation, biological process: bone mineralization involved in bone maturation. Lineage: Eukaryota; Metazoa; Chordata; Mammalia; Eulipotyphla; Soricidae. The coding region runs from base 1 to 1983 and encodes 660 amino acids. The record is from RefSeq and is a predicted model, not a curated record. The transcript has 16 exons.
AUGGCUGAGACCCCCUGCUCCCUGGGGCCCCCGGCCCCGUUGGUCCCCUCCCAGCCCAGCCCCAUCUCCCUGGAGGACCUGGAGGUACUCCUGCAAGAAGGGGACCGCAGCCCCGAACCCCUGAGCGCGGUGGAGUCCUCAGACCCACUGGAGUCCAGCGACCUGGCCUCCACCACCGUCCUGGAGCCAAACACCCCUCGGGGCUGGGAGCAGAUGGAAGAGAGGGUGGCCGAGCUGCAGGCGGAGGUGGCGGCCCUGGGCACGCACCGGGACCACUGUGAGCGCGCCAUGCUGGGGCUGCUGCGGGAGCUGCUCCAGGUGCGCACUCGCCUGCAGCGGCAGGAGGCAGAGCUGGGGGCGCUGCAGCAGGAGGUGCAGCGGGCGGCCAGGGGCCUGGAGGAGCCGCAGGAGGUGAGCGGGAACCAGAAGCAGAUGCAGGCUCUGGACAAGAGGCUGCUGGAGGUCCGGGAUGCCCUGGGCCGCAUCCGGAGGCAGCAGGCUCUGCAGGACUCGGAGCGGAAGGGAGCCCAGCAGGAGGUCUCACUCAGGUUCGCCCAGCUGUCCGGAGAGCUGAAGCAGGAGGGCCAGGCCAGGGAGGCGGCCUGUGGCUCCCUGCGGAGGGACCAGGAGGAGGCCAGCCUGCGGGUGGAGCAGGACAUGGCCCGGAUGCAGGCCCAGGUCACCAAGCUGGGGGAGGAUAUGAGCCUGCGGUUCCUCAAGAGAGAGGCCAAGCUGUGCGGCUUCCUGCAGAAGAGCUUUCGGGCGCUGGAGAAGAGGAUGAAGGCCUCGGAGAGUACACGGCUCAAGGCCGAGGGCAGUCUGCGGGAAGAGCUGGACGUCCGAUGGCAGAAGCUGCAGGAGCUGGACGAGGCUCGCGUGCAGGCCAUACUUGAGCAGUGCCAGCAGGAGGAGCAGCGGGUAGUACAGCGGUGCCAGGGCCUGGAUGACGCCGUAGUCCGGUUGACCACAUUCGUGCGGCAGAACCAGGAGUCCCUGAACCACAUCCUGGUAACCCAGAAGAAGGCCCAGGACACCAAGGGGCGCCUGGAGGAGAGCCAGGCGGAGGAGGUGGCCUUCUACCUCCAGGAGAGUCAGGACAGCCUGGAGGCCAUGCGGCUGGCAGGGACCCUGGCUCAGCAGGAAACUCAGGAUGCCCUGGAGCUGCUCCAGGAGAAGAACCGGGCCCUGGACCUGUCCUUGGCCCAGCUGGCCCAGCAGGUGAAGGAUCUGAGCGACCACUUCCUGGCCCUCAACUGGAGGCUGGACCUGCAGGAACGGACACUGAGCCUGCGGCUGAGCGAGGCAAGGUGCGAGUGGGAACACCUGGAGCAGGACUCCCUGGCAAGCCUGGCCCAGGGCCAGCAGGAGGUCGAGGCACAGCUGAGGGAAGUGCAGGAAACUGUGGGCAGCCUGCCCCGGCAGAUAGAGGCUUUCUGGGACAAGUGUGUCCUUCACAAGAGUGACUUGGACCUCAAGAUCUCUGCUGAAGGCCGAGCCAGAGAGAUGGCGGUAGGGGCCCUGCGGCAGGAGUUUGCAGCACUGCUGACUGCCGUGCAGCUGCUCAAGGAGGACAACUCUGGACGCAAGAUCGCUGAGAUCCAGGGCAAGCUGACCACGUUUCAGAACCAAAUGAUGAGAUUGGAGAAUAGCAUGCAGGACCACAGGGCCAUCCAGAACCUCAAGUUUAAUACGGAGACCAAGCUGCGCUCAGAGGCCAUGGCAGCCCUGCAGGAGAGCCUCAUGCGUCUGUGGGGUGAGCAGGGCCGGGGAGCACCAGCGUGGCAACGUCUCUUCAUCAAGGACACGGCCCCCAGCGUUGUGGUCUCCCUGAACCGCUGGGGCAUCUAUCAGGCCCUGAGGUGGUUGCAGUGGAAGGCGGAGCUCCUGGGCUUGCUGGCGAGGUGCCGCUGCACCGUCCAGCACAAGCUGCACCACCGGCAACCCUUCCACCAGCCCAGGUCACUGCCGCCGCCCCCCAAAUAA